Molecule: messenger RNA, 386 nt
Organism: Periophthalmus magnuspinnatus
Lineage: Eukaryota; Metazoa; Chordata; Actinopteri; Gobiiformes; Gobiidae
Product: transcription factor HES-5-like
Exons: 2
Coding region: 18-386 (122 amino acids)
Biological process (GO): anterior/posterior pattern specification; regulation of neurogenesis; regulation of transcription by RNA polymerase II
Cellular component (GO): nucleus
Molecular function (GO): protein dimerization activity; DNA-binding transcription factor activity, RNA polymerase II-specific; RNA polymerase II cis-regulatory region sequence-specific DNA binding
Source: RefSeq, a predicted model, not a curated record
GCUCUACAGCUCCACACAUGGCUCCUACAAUCACUGCAGCAAUGGGCCCCUCUCAGGACCACCUCAGCGUCUCUCACAAGCUGAGAAAGCCUGUGGUGGAGAAGCUGCGCAGAGAGAGGAUCAACAGCAGCAUUGAGCAGCUCAAGUCUCUCCUGUGUGCAGAGUUCCUCCAACAGCAGCCAGACUCCAAGCUGGAGAAAGCAGACGUCCUGGAGAUGACCGUCACUGUGCUCACACGUCUGCAACAGCACAACAACACACACUUCAUGUCCCAGAGCCACAUGAAGAGCCCUCAGCAGAGCCACAGGGAGGCGCUCUUCUGUCUACAGAGCAGCACCAGCAAAGACAAGAGAGCAGAGAGCAGCGCCCCCUGGAGGCCCUGGUGA